This is a messenger RNA of Balaenoptera acutorostrata (minke whale), 9698 nucleotides long. RefSeq names its product tripartite motif containing 66 (gene TRIM66). Bases 489 to 4196 code for a protein of 1235 amino acids. NCBI's taxonomy places the organism in Eukaryota, Metazoa, Chordata, Mammalia, Artiodactyla, Balaenopteridae. Gene Ontology annotation, molecular function: zinc ion binding; protein binding. The record is from RefSeq and is a predicted model, not a curated record. The transcript is spliced from 20 exons.
ACUUCUCUACCAACACUGUUGUUGUGAUGAGCUCUAUUUAAAUGAGCUGCCGGAUCGGGGCAGGUUCCAGCCACACAUGAGCACUGUCAUUUUGGGGAACAUGGAGGGCUGAAGGAUUUUUGGAUCGAGUCCUAAAAGGCUGAGAGUGAUGGCCUCCUGAGCUAUGCAGAGGGCGACAGAGCUAGUUCCUGAAAGUUGAAAAUCUCGUUUUCUUCCUUCUGAGCGUCUGUUCCAAGGCACCCAGAGGAUUAGGAAGGAGAUGCAGCUAGGAAGAGAGUCGCCUCUUUGAGGUCUCCCUCUUGCUGUUCAGUUUGGGAAAAAUACUGCAGAGCCUUCGAGAUAAACAGGAACAGGAGGAGCCAACCAAGCCCUUUCUUGCAGAAGCGUCUCAGAGCUCAUCUCCUGUCCUGGGUGUAAGCGAGUAUACCUUACCAAGGAUGUAACUGAACAUUUUUUUGCUGCAGUGCUUUUCUUCUGAGCAAUCCAAGAUGGCCAGGAACUGCUCCGAGUGCAAGGAGAAGAGGACGGCACACAUCCUCUGUACCUACUGCAACCGCUGGCUGUGCAGCUCCUGCACGGAGGAGCACCGGCAUGGCCCUGCCCCUGGGGGCCCACUCUUUCCCCGGACCCAGAAAGGAUCUCCAGGAGUGAAUGGUGGUUCUGGAGACUUCGCCUUGUACUGUCCUCUACACACACAGGAAGUGCUCAAGCUAUUCUGCGAGACCUGUGAUGUGCUCACAUGCCAUAGCUGCCUCAUGGUGGAACACAAAGAACACAGGUGUAGACAUCUUGAAGAAGUUUUGCAAAACCAGAGGAUGCUUCUGGAAAGUGUGACUACACAGGUGGCGCAUAAGAAAUCUAGUCUACAGACAUCUGCAAAGCAAAUUGAGGACAGGAUUUUUGAAGUGAAGCAUCAGCACAGGAAGGUGGAAAACCAGAUCAAAAUGGCCAAGAUGGUUCUGAUGAACGAGCUGAACAAACAGGCCAAUGGGCUCCUAGAGGAGCUGGAGGGCAUUACUAAUGAAAGGAAGCGGAAGCUGGAGCAGCAGUUACAGAGCAUCAUGGUUCUCAACCGUCAGUUUGAGCAUGUGCAGAAUUUCAUUAAUUGGGCUGUCUGCAGCAAAACCAGCAUCCCUUUCCUUUUCAGCAAAGAGCUGAUUGUGUUUCAGAUGCAGCGAUUGCUGGAGACCAACUGUAACACAGACCCUGGUUCCCCUUGGAGUAUCAGAUUCACUUGGGAGCCUAACUUCUGGACCAAGCAGCUGGCUUCCCUUGGCUGUAUAACUACUGAGGGUGGACAGCUGUCCCCGGCAGAUACUCCUGCUUAUGGAAGCUUACAGGGACCGUCAUCUUUCUAUCAAAGCCACCAGUCCCCAGGGGCUCAGCAGGAGACUCUCAGCCAUCCCUCGCACAGGUUCCAGUCUCCAGCACUGUGUUCCUCGUCUGUGUGCUGCUCCCAUUGCUCCCCAGUCUCGCCCUCCCUCAAAGGCCCGGUCCCGCCACCCAGCAUACACCCAGCCCACAGCUUUAGGCAGCCCUCUGAGACGGUGCCCCAACAGCUGAGGUCACUGCAGUGCUCCCCGCUGCUGCCCAGGGAAAAAGAACUGCCCUGCCGUCCUCAUCCACCAAAGCUACUUCAACCCUGGCUGGAAACCCAGCCCCCUGCGGAGCAAGAGAGCACAUCCCAGCGGCUGGGGCAGCAGCUGACUUCCCAGCCCGUGUGCAUCGUCCCCCCGCAGGAUGUUCAGCAAGGAGCCCACGCCCCGCCCGCCUUUCAGACACCCUCUGUCCAGGUGCAGUUGGGCCACCACCAGAAGCUGAAGCUCAGCCACUUUCAGCAGCAGCCGCCGCCGCCGCCCGCUCCGCCCCAGCAGCAGCCGCCCCCACCUCUCCCUCCAUCCCAGCAUCUGGCUUCCAGUCAGCACGAGAGCCCUCCUGGGCCUGCCUGUUCCCAGAAUGUGGACAUAAUGCACCACAAGUUUGAGCUGGAGGAAAUGCAGAAGGACCUGGAGCUUCUCCUUCAGGCUCAACAGCCCAGCCUGCAGCUGAGUCAGACCAAAUCGCCUCAGCAUCUUCAGCAAACCAUCGUGGGGCAGAUCAACUACAUUGUGAGGCAGCCGGCGCCCGUCCAGUCCCAGAGCCAGGAGGACACAGUGCAGGCUACAGAUGAGUCCCCAGCAUCUGAAGGCCCAAAGCCAGUUCUCCCUCUUGACAAGAAUACUGCUGCUAACUUGCCCCAGGCAUCUGGGGAAGAAACUCCUCACAGUGUUCCCCCACUGGACAGCGCCAUCCAGCACUCCUCUCCGAAUGUGGUGAGAAAGCACUCCACUUCUGUGAGCGUCAUGGGCUUUUCCAACACACUGGAGAUGGAACUGUCGUCCACCAGGCUGGCGAGGACCUUAGAGCCACAGAUCCAGAGUGCGAGCAGCCUGACAGCUGCCCCACCCCAGGUGGUACCAAGCCUGCUGAGUGGCCCCCCACCAACCGUGUCCAGCCUGGUGGGCGGUCAGAACCAGGCUAUGCCCAGCCUGACAGCCAGUCACCUGCCGACCAUGCCCAGCCUUGUGCGUGGCACACCCCACUCCAUGCCCAACCUGACGAGUGAUCCCUCCCAGGCCAUCACAAGCCUGGCAAGUGAUCACUCUCAGACUGGGCCCAACCUGAUGUCUGGUCCCACCCACACUGUACCAAGCCUGGCAACUUGUCCUCUGCAGAGCGUGCCUCCGGCUUCUAACAUGCAGUCGGAAACCGGAUCCAGCUGCAGUCCUGGCUCUGGCCGAACUUCAGGGAGCCUGUGCCCGGGGGAUGGGGCUGACCCCUCCCUGGGGAAUGCCCUGUGUAAGAUGGAAAAUGAGGAUUCUACCUGCUUCACUGACUCUCUGGGACAAGGCCCCGCAGCCCCUGGUCCGGACACUUCCAAGGAUUUGGCUAUCCCCUCAGAACUGGAGGAGCCAAUUAACCUCUCUGUGAAAAAACCUGCACUGGUCCCAGUGGUCAACAAAUCCGUGGCCCUGCAGCAGUACCAGAGCCCAGAAGAGUGUGAGAAUUUUGAACAAGGAACCCUAGGCCUGGGUACAAAAGGGAACCAGAGCAUCAGACCCUUCAGUAGUGAGCCCAAGAUUCCCUAUGUGCGACUGGAGCGGCUCAAGAUCUGUGCUGCCUCCUCAGGAGAGAUGCCUGUGUUCAAGCUGAAGCCACAGAAGAAUGAGCAGGAUGGGAGCUUCCUGCUGAUCAUUGAAUGUGGUGCUGAGUCCUCCAGCAUGUCCAUUAAGGUCAGCCAGAACCACCUGUCUGAUGCCAUCCAGGCCCCAAACCUGGGGGGAAGAAAGGUCACUGUCACAUCUCUGGCUGGGCAGCGGCCACCAGAAGUGGAGAGUGCAUCUCCUGAAGAACACAGGCUCAUUCCUCGAACCCCUGGAGCCAAGAAGGGGCCCCCAGUACCAAUAGAGAACGAGGAUUUCUGUGCUGUGUGCCUCAACGGGGGAGAGUUGCUGUGCUGUGACCGCUGCCCCAAAGUGUACCACCUUUCCUGCCACUUGCCAGCCUUGCUCAGCUUCCCAGGGGGAGAUUGGGUGUGUACCUUGUGCCGCAGCCUGACCCAGCCUGAGAUGGAGUACGACUGCGAGAAUGCCCGCUAUAACCAGCCUGGAGUGCGGGCCCCUCCUGGCCUGAGCGCGUGUGACCAGAAGAAGUGUGAGAAGCUGGUACUGUCCUUGUGCUGCAACAGCCUCAGCCUGCCCUUCCACGAGCCUGUCAGCCCGCUGGCCCGGCAUUACUACCAGAUUAUCAAGAGACCCAUGGACCUGUCGAUCAUCCGGAGGAAGCUGCAAAAGAAGGACCCAGCUCACUACACCACCCCAGAGGAGGUGGUAUCAGACGUCCGCCUCAUGUUCUGGAACUGUGCUAAGUUCAAUUAUCCCGACUCCGAGGUUGCAGAGGCAGGCCGCUGCCUGGAGGUGUUCUUUGAGGGCUGGUUGAAGGAGAUCUACCCGGAGAAACGGUUUGCUCAGCCAAGGCAGGAGGACUCAGACUCUGAGGAGGAGUCUAGUGAGAGUGGGAAUUCCACUCCCCAGGGCUUUCCAUGGCCCCACUACAUGCAGGAGGGCAUCCAACCCAAGAGGCGGCGGCGACAUAUGGAGAAUGAAAGAGCAAAAAGAGUGUCGUUCCGCCUGGCCAACAGCAUCUCCCAGGUGUGAGGGCUGGAAGGAGACCAAGUACUCUGGCGGCUGGUGCCCCAUCCUGUUGACCACUCCUCCCCACCUUUCAGCUCAUUCUCUUUGGAUUGUGGAUGUGAGACAAGUCUUGUUGAGCUCAUAGUGCCCUUCUUUGCCGUUUGCAUCUUACAGCAUUUAUUUUGGAGCCAUAGUGCAUCCACUACAGAGAAUAAACAGCAAAGAGGGGGGUGUUCCCUGUUACCAGAACCAUCAGAUGUGUAGGGUCCACUUGACAAGACCAAGCCCAGUUAGGCUUGGGAGGACCAAACUUCCUUGGUGAAUUCUUUCUGCUGAGGAAGGCAGACAUUUCUCACCUUUCAGUGUGCAGGGCUCAGGAGCAAUGUAUAUAUCUGAACUCCUCCUGGGCCCAGAAGAGGGUAAAAGAAGGGAGAGAGGUUCUGACAUAUGGCAGGCCUGUGAUCCCUGGCCCAGCACAGCCAAAGACUGUCACUGUUUGCCUUUGUUUGGCCUGCUCGGACAGAGGCACCUGCCCUGGACAGGGCAAUGAGGCUUCUAGAGGCCAUAGGUCUCAACUGGUGCCUAUUCGGGUUCUAACGGUUUUCAGGGUAUUUGUUUUUCGUGCCCCCUUUCCUGAUGCUGACUUAGGUGGCCUCUGUGAAGCUCUGGAUAGUAUGGCAUUCUUGAUGGGGCUGGGUGGCUGUGCAGAGACCACUUACAUCUUUAGGCUCAGAGUUCACUGGCAGGCUUAAGAAGAUGCUAACUUCAGAGCGUGCCAUCUGUGCCACUACUUUGGUGUCAGAACCUGCUUCUUAGAAGUGAUUGUUGGUGGCCACCCCUUCGUUAUGUCCAUUCAGAGGUCCAGACCCUGAGUUCUGCUUGGGAAAACUAUGAGGAAGCUGCUGUCUGCUUCACAUACAGAGGUUCCAGGCCAAGGAGAAUGACCCACAACCAGCUCACUCUGCUGGGUCUCUCCUCCUGCUUAGAGAUCCUAGUUCUCAACUUCUCCACUUCACAGAACCAAAGAUCAGAAGUGAGUCCUCUGACUCGCCUGCCCUCAGGCUGUCCACAGCCCAGAAAAAGCCAAGACUCUGCUGGCAGCCCUUUUUUUGUUGGAGGUUGGAGAAGGCCAGAGGGACCAGCAGGAGCCAGACCUAAGCAUUCGUGGAAGUUCUAUCUGGGGUGGAAAAGCGGAAAACUGAGAGGCGAGAAGCCUCUUUGGUGUCCUUUGGUGACCCUGAAGUAACUUCAGGACUUUAUUUCUCCUAGAAUGCAGAGAGAAGUGUUCUGGAGGUCACAGGCACAGGAGCGGAGCUCCAGGCUGCAUCUCGGGUGGAUUGUUGUGGUCUGUGCAAGGUGUUUGGGAGGAAAAGGCAUAGGCAGAUGCUGGGGGUCAGGCCGCCUCACGAGCAAGGGCUUGGUUGAGAAGGAACCUAUUGCUGAUGUUGGCUUGGCCUGGGGACAGCUCUCCCUGGUCCUGUCAUGGCUUAGCUAAUUUCAAGGGGGCUGUAGGUCAUGGCUUUACUUUUGCUAAGAGAUGCAGUUUAAGGAAGUUCUUAUUUGUAGGGCCCUUGUUAAUGGGAUAAUUUUGAUCAGAGAAAACAUUUCUUCUCUCCUUGUGAGUGAUGGGACUGCUCGUUUCUUUUCCACCCAGGCUGAGAGAGCAUAUUCACUUCAAAGCAGACUGUGCCCACUGACUUGCCAUUCUUUCACCAGCACAUGCCAAGCUCUCCUAAGCAGAUGAACUUCCAUAAUCCUAUUUUCUAGUUUGGGGUAACUAAGUCUUGAGUAAUCCAGUAGCCAGGCAAUCUUUGCAUGUAACCCUCUACUCUUUGGAGCUCACCUGACUUUAUGGUUUGGGCUCUGACCACUUCCCUUUCAAUUUUCAAAUCUUUUUCUCUGUUUAGUUGGCUUGGCAAGGUUCUCUCUGUAAUUACCUCAUUAAUUCCUCCUCUUGGUCAUCUUUCCUUUGUGUGGCCCACCUUCACACCUUCUCUGAAUGAGCUUCACCAGUGUUUUGUGUUGGGCAGCUGGGUGAGGGCUAUGACAGGCUCAAACCCAAUUGACAUCUUUCCCCAAGACCAGCUAGAAACCACAAAUAUGAAGCAAAAUACCUAGUUAGGUGCUUGGCUUCACUUUUAUCAGUGAAGUUCCCAGCUUGGGUGUAGCCUGCUGGGCCAGUGGACCUUAGUAAUGUGGUAGAGAGUCACAUAUUCCCUUCCCACUGCAGAGACCCUGCAUGCUGAGAAGCUCCCUUUAGGCACCUGAGCAGUGGGGGAGGGGUGGGAGGUAGGGUGUCCUUUCCUCCAAGGGUGCGAGGCCCUGGCCCACCAUCCCUACGUUGGUUACCCCACAACAGUGCCCUCUCCCUGGCUUUUCCUAUGUACCUAGCACCAGUGUUUUAACUGAUGGUUUUGUUUUGUUUUUGCAUGCAGAAAACAACAUGAUGUUUCAGAAGUUGAACAAAAGGCUACUAGCUGAGUGACUGACUUCACUGGCUCUUUGCUAACAUUUGAGCUAAUCCUGUUUUUGACUUAUUCCCAUAAUGGCCCCAUUUUGGAGUCAGUUAAGUCCUUUGGUCAUUGACAAAGUCAGGAAAUGGAAAUACAAUGAGUUCUGGAUUCUUACGGUAUAGAAUGCAGUCCUAGAAGAGAAAUUGGGUUUCUUGGGUAUACUGAGAAACAGAAGAAUGGAGUGGCUUCGGUUGAUGCAAAGGAGAUUUUAGUGCACUCUUCUAGAAAUGGAUAGGUUGGCCUUGCCUAACUUCCAGCGAUUGCCAGCUACACACCCUGCCUGUCUUUGCAGGUACCCCCUCCCUAGCAGCAGCCACGAGAUCCUCUGCAGGCUCUGCUCCACAGAAGACCCUACCAUCAACCCUGGCGGACUCUGGCUCUCUGUACCCAUUUCUGGCAACAGGUCUUUGCCUUGCCUCUAAGACCUAGACCUCUUCUUGUUUGUUCCUGGGCUCUGCUCUGCUUUCUCUCUCACUCCAUGGUGUCACCUAUAGUCUUCUCUUCUGAACUCCUGAACUGAGACUUUGUUCCUUUUGGAUUACCAUCCCCUAUGCUUCCUCUUCUCCCACUCCAACACUGCUGUUAAAUAAAUUGCCUACUCCUUUAGCCCAGUUCCAAGACCUUAGCUUUCUGUUCUUCCAGUCUUUCAGCUUUCUCCUGGACUUCUUCCUCUCCUGAGCCUAAACCCAUGGGCCAUGACACACUGACGGUUUUGUCAGCAUCCUGAACUUCCUCAUCUCCUCCAACUUUUGCUGAAACUAUCAACCAUUCUCCAUUUUCUGCAUCAACCUAUUUUUUGCUCCCUCUCUCUGGGCCCCUAAGCAUGAAAAAUUCAGAGUUGACAGUCUCAGUUGGGCUCUCAGUACUGAUUGGUGUGUCUUUGACUUGUUACUACUCUGCUUUCUAUCCAUGCCCUUCAUCUUUGCUGUCAGCAAAUGACUGGCCUCAUUGCCUACUUCACAGAAGAGAGGCCCUAAAGCAAAAACUUUCCUGUCCGUGUGCUCCUCUCCCCCUCCCAUCCCUCUGUGUCUGUAUCCCUCCUCAGCUCCUUUCCAGUUGCUCCUAUUUGGUGCUCUAUUCUUGAAUCCUGCUAUAUGUCUUCCAAGACUUUGCUCCAUUGCAUAUCCCACUGCUCCCAUUUUCCAGAGUCUUCAACCUCCCUCUCCAUUGAUUACCUCCACAUAGCUUACAAACAAACAAAGUUCUCCCCAAGAUUAAAACAAAAUUUCUUAGAGUCUGUCGCACUUACAGUUUUUUCCUCAAUAGCCAAGUUUCUUUAAAAAAAUCCAUUGAUUUCUUCUUCAUCACUUUCCAAUCCUCUAUAGAUUUUCAUAAAGGUCACCAGUGACCACCCAGUUGCCAAAUCAAGCGAAUACCUUUCGAUCCUCAACUGUCUUGAACUCUCUACAGCAUUUCACAUCAUCUGCCACUUCCUGUUUGAAAAACCCUCUUCACUUGGCUUUCAUGACAGCACAAUUCUCUGGAUUAUCCUCUUACCUUUCAGCCACACAGGCUGAGCCUUCCUUGAAAUAUUGACAGGGGGACACAUCUGUAGCUUUCUGUGGUCUCUCCUCUUUAGGGGUAGGAUAGUCAGGAGGAAGCACAGCUGCUCCUGCUCCCUGCCCUCUGUGUCUGCCUGUUCUCUCUGAGUUCAUUUCUUCUCCUGGACUCAGUUCUCCUCAUGCCAAGCAUGUGUAUGAGCUCUGCUGGGAGGACACCAUCUGUGAUUGUCUCUGUCUGUCUCUCCCAUUGCAGCACAGAGACAGAUUUUAGCCAUGUUUGCUAAGAGGCCCCAUAUAAAUCAGCCCAAGAAUGUGGACUGGAUCUUACCAAGAAGAAACUUGGUAGGCUGGAUUACCCAGCUGGUGGGCAGCUCUUCACCAGGAUCCUCAUACCAGUUAGAGCCUGCCUUAGUCGGUAAGGUCUUGGAAUCAUGGUAAGCAUGUUUCCAUGCAUGGUUCGGUUCUGCUAGCCAGGAGGAGAAUCCUGGCGGGGGCGGGGGUGGGUGUCUGCCACUGAUAACAUUCUGACGGAGGGAAACUGGGCAGUGCUGUGAUUCAUCACUUGCUUGGGGUUCAGCUGGGGUCAGCCUGGCCCCUUUAGCUGGGUUUUCCCGUCUGUUCUGGUCACCACCACCUGCUUGCUCCAGUUGUUCCUGGAGCUAGAAGCAGAUGCCGGUUGUUUUCUUGGAGGCAGGAGGGUAUGGUAGAAAGAUAUCUGAUUUGAGAUGCUAAACACCAAAAUUUUGGCUCUGCCAGUUGUGAACUGUGUGACCUUGGGUACAGUUUCCCCAUCUAUAAAGUUGUGGGGAGGAAGGAUGGUGAAAACAGUGCUCUCUCAGAGGCUCUCCAGCUCUAAAGAUGGUAAUGGUGAUUCUAAUUCUAAAGCUCAGGCCACACAGGGAGCAAGGGAACACUGGAGCAGUGAGCAGUUCACAGCUAGGGAGUCCUGACCAAGGCAGGGCAAAGGGACUCACAGGCCAAAAUGAGCUGCUUUGAGGAAAGUCUUUAGUAGCUGGUGCUGCUUCUGGAGCCAUAUACCCAUUCCUCAAACUGCACCCCUUUAUUGGCUGUGUAGGGUGAGUUCCUCCUAGGCCUUUUCUAGAAGUGGACGUUGGAUCCAAAGUGGUUGGGGGCAUGAGGGAGGAACAUGAUAAGGGGAAGUGUCACUGAUCUUAAUAGGACCUACACAUUCUAGAACAAAUUAAAAGAUAGCACUUUUCUUUACCAGUAAUUGUGUCCUGGAGUGUUUUUUGAGUGGAGAUGGUUGAACAUGCUUCAUGGUCUUCUCACCCUCAGACUCCAACAUCAUUAAGACACAAGGUGAGGAAGAGUAGACUGGGGAGCUUUCUCUCUAGGGAAGAACUCAGCUCUCUGCUGCUUAUUGCACGAACACAUCCUGUUCUUUAAAAUACAGGCAGCGAGUCUGAAGGAGAGUUAGGGGGAAAAGCAUCUUAAGAAUGCCCACCACUUCUGGACGCUAAACACUUUAGGAAUAUCCUUUAUAUAGUGAU